Platichthys flesus (European flounder) is the source of this 2268-nucleotide messenger RNA. RefSeq names its product E3 SUMO-protein ligase KIAA1586-like. NCBI's taxonomy places the organism in Eukaryota, Metazoa, Chordata, Actinopteri, Pleuronectiformes, Pleuronectidae. The transcript has a single exon. The record is from RefSeq and is a predicted model, not a curated record. The coding region runs from base 1 to 2268 and encodes 755 amino acids.
AUGCCACCGAAAAAAAGGCCGUCGGCGCCAAAUUCAAAUUCGGCCCUGACAAGCUUCGGGUUCACAGCCAAAAAAACUACAAUAGAAGAAUUAGGAUCAGAAAAUCUGGGGCUAGCGCUAGCCACAGGUAGCCAGGCGCCCACUAGCUCCACCGAUGCCGUGACCAGGGCUACAACAAGUCAUCAUGAUGUUGCUGCUGGCCCUGGGGCACUUACCCAUGAUGACGUCGAGGAGGAAUUGGACGAAGAUGAAGAGCCGGUGGAGACGGGGUCCGGGUCGGGGACCGCUAUGAUGGAGCUGGAACACCACCGCCUUCCUAAGAACUGGGGACUCAGUCAGUGGCGAUCGUGGAAGGAAAGAAAUCCAUGGCUGUGUGCAAGUGAGUGUGGUCUUGGAUGCCCUGCCUGUCAGGCAGCAAAAACUCUGUUGCUCCAUGAUAAAAAGACUGGGAUGCACAUUUCAGAUGCAUGGGUUAAUGGGACCGUUAGUAGCCCGCUACAAAAGCAGCUACGUAAAAAGAUCUACCUGCACCGUGACAGCCUUGCUCAUAAAAGAGCAGUGGAAAUAGCAGAUCUCAAACAAAAAGAUGUUCUGCCCAACAAAGUUGAAGAGAUGAGUUCGGCUUUCAUUGACGUUACAUCAAGCUCAUUUAGGGCAGCGUACACUGUAGCAAAAGAGAGAUUGCCAUACAGCAAAAUGACGCCGAUCAUGAAACUGAAUGAGCUUAAUGGUGCGAAAGUGGGCCCCGCUCACCGCUCUGAUCACUCCUGUGCUGCUAUUGUGGAGCAUGUAGCAGAUGAAAUGAAGAAGAGACUCGUUUCCCAUGUUUUGGCACUUGAUUCACGUAUCAGCAUCACGCUGGAUGAAAGCACUGUGCAUGGACGCUCCUACAUGAUUAUCUACAUGAGGUGCGAUGUUACAGGUAAUGGAGAUGUAGAGAACGUUUUUUUGGACAUAGUUGAGUUGGAAAAGGGGGAUGCAGCAUCUAUUUACAAUGCGCUAAAAGACAGUCUUCAAAAGGUGGGGAUAGAGGCAGAAUUUCUGAAAAGGAACUUCAUUAGUAUAGCCACAGACGGAGCCGCUGUGCUUACUGGUAGGCAUACAGGACUCAUUCAAAAACUUCAACAAGACUUCCCUAAACUGCAAGGUGUGCAUUGCCUGGCACACCGAUUCGAAUUAGCUGUUACUGACUCUUUGAAAGUUGUGUCAGGGUGCAAUCAUUUCGAAAUUUUCAUUUCAAAGCUUCAUAGUCUGUACCACCAAUCAACGAAAAUCGCAAAGGAGCUUGAGAAAGCUGCUGUAGAGCUCAACAUGCAGAUUCUGAAAAUCGGGAAAGUCUUCACCAUAAGGUGGGUGGCAAGCAGUUUCCGAACUGUUAAAGCUGGGGUGAAGGAUUUUCCUGUGUUGGCACACCACUUUAGAAUGGCCAGCGAAGAUGACUCGCGUACCGGUGUGGAGAGGACCAAGUAUGGUGGCCUACUCAAGCAUCUGAUAUCCACUGGUUUCCUCUUAGAUCUGGCAGUAAUGAAAGAUGUGCUACGUGAACUGCAGGGGCUCUCCCUGAGACUACAGAGAAGGGACACGUCUCUGGUGGAUGCCAGCAGAUAUGUUCACCAAACCAUCGAGGUACUGUCUGCCAUGAAAGAAGAUGCAGGUAAAACGGAAUACAAGAUUCACGCAGGCAUAACAAGUGGUCAGUUUAAAGGCGUUGUGCUCAGGGAAACGCAGCCUAAGAUCAACAAGCCCCAGUUUUAUCAGUCCAUCCUUGAUAAUCUCAGAAAACGUCUUCCUGACAGUGAACUUAUUGCCAUGCUCAAGCCUUUAGAUCAGCACUUCUGGCCCUCAGAGAGGUCUGACCUAGUGCUGUUUGGAGAGCGCGAAGUGGGGAGAUUCGCAAAACUCCUCGGUGAAUCCUCCACUGAGGCUAUCGAGGAAUUCCGGGAUUGGAAGCUUCAAGGUUCUCAGGGGAAGACUCUUAAUAAACUUAUCGUCGCAUGCCGCACUGUACUCCCGACCUCAGCUGAGUGUGAAAGGGGUUUCUCGGCUUGCAAUGACACAGACGAUAAAACUAGGAACAGACUGCGUGCCCCGAGCCUCACUGCCCUGCUGUUCAUAGACUUGAAUGGACCUCCUAUCGAGAAAUUUAACCCUGUGCCGUUUGUUCUGUCAUGGCUAAAGAAAGGACACCGGACAUCAGCAUCAUGGAUUCCUGGACCCAGGCCCCAGCCAGCUGAGAGCAGGGCAGUUUGGUCUGUUUUGUCUCCGUAA